This is a messenger RNA of Drosophila grimshawi, 1050 nucleotides long. Its product is annotated as broad-complex core protein-like. The transcript has a single exon. NCBI's taxonomy places the organism in Eukaryota, Metazoa, Arthropoda, Insecta, Diptera, Drosophilidae. Bases 1 to 1050 code for a protein of 349 amino acids. The record is from RefSeq and is a predicted model, not a curated record.
AUGCCGUUGCACAGCGGCAGCGCCACCCCCUCCCCCUCCCCGACGGCAAGUGCGAGUGCCGCUUACCACAAGCGCGAGCGCGAACGCGAGCGGGAGCGGGAGCGGGAGCGAGAGCGUGAAAUGGAAGCAACACAGGGAGCGGGCGGACAGUCGCCGCCAUCGCAUCAUGCGCAUCCGGGUCCGCCGCCGCACUUUGGCCAGCAUCCGUUGUCGAUGCUGUCGGGGCAUCAUCAGCAUCCGAUGCACUCGCAUCAUGAGCUCUCCUCGGUGGCAGCGGCCGCUCAUCAUGCGCAUGCAUUGGCCCGUGCCGCUUCGCCGCUGGAGCGCCACCAUCUGUUGCAUCAGCAUCAUCGGCGCGCCUCGCUCUCGCCGUCGUCGGCGGCCAGCGGCGGCGGUGGCCGUGGCGGAUCCGCGGCCAAUGCGGCCAACAAUCUGCUGUCGUCGUCGCGAGCGAAUGAUGUGGCACAGGCGAAUCGAUUGCUGUUGCCGCUGCCACUGAACGCGUGUCAUCGCUGUGACGUCUGCGGCAAGCUGCUGAGCACGAAGCUAACGCUGAAGCGCCACAAGGAGCAACAGCAUCUGCAGCCGCUGAACAAUGCUGUAUGCAAUCUGUGCCACAAGGUCUUCCGCACACUGAACUCGCUGAACAACCACAAGAGCAUCUACCAUCGACGCCAGAAGAAUCAUCAUUCGUAUUUCCAUCACAGCACCGGGGUCGUCGGACAGGCGGGCAGCCCGGGCAGCCGGCUGCAUCAGUCGCUCAGCUCGCUGACCGCUGCGGCGGCUGCCAACAGUAGCGUUGGCGGUGGCGGUGCCGGUGGCAAUGCUGUCGCCGCUGCCGCGGCAGCCGCUGCGGCCGCUGCUGAGCUGCUGUUGUCGCCCAUUGUGGGCGCCGCAGCAGUUGCCGGCGGUACGGCAAGCUCGACGCUGCAGUUGGCGGCGGCCCAUCAGCAGCAACAGCACCAGCAGCAGCAGCAGCAGCAGCAGCAGCAGCAACAGCAACAACAGUCGUCGCCCAACAUGGUCAAGCCGUGUAUAGACUUCUUAUAA